AACUUGGAACACUUUAGCAGUUUCUCAAAGGAGGAGGAGGGCAGAGCAGGUAAGAUGAUCAGCUCUGGGCUUAGCAAAGCACCUGUUCAGAGUCCUCUGAGCUUGUGAGUCAGGUUACUUAUUGAUGGGCAGGUAACAAAGAACAGGCUGGGAAGACUGGAGCAGUGAAAGGGCAGUGAAAGGGCUGUGCAGCAGUUCGAACUAAGAACAGCAGCUAGAGUGUUUUGCUGUUUCUUCCACUAACUAUGCUGACGACCACAAGUGUGUGUGUGUGUGUGUGUGUGUGUGUGUGUUAAGCUUUACAAACCUUUGUAACUUUUGUCAGUCAUUGCUUUCCCACUGGAUCUGCUAACAGCUCUGAUCCCCACCCCUUUGCCUGAUUUCCUGCUUGGCAGGUGCAAGCACUUUCUAACGCAUGGGUAGGCAAACUAAGGCUCGGGGGCCGGAUUUGGCCCAAUCGCCAUCUAAAUCUGGCCCAUGGACGGUCCUGGAAUCAGUGUGCUUUUACAUGAGUAGAAUGUGUGCUUUUAUUUAAAAUGUAUCUCUGGGGGAUUUGUGGGGCAUAGGAAUUUGUUCAUUCCCCCCCAAAAAAAUAUAGUCUGCCCCCCCAAGGUGUGAGGGACAGUGGACCAGCCCCCUGCUGAAAAAGUUUGCUGACCCCUGUUCUAAUGCCUUUGUCAAAGCUCUGUUUUCUUCUAUGGUGCUAUGGUUUCUGUGUACUACAUUUACCAGUCUUGAAUCAGCUGUCUAUCUUUGGCUGCUUGGAAGGAUCGUGCCCCACACCCACCCACUUCUUCCAUUUUCUGCCCAGUUGUGUUUCUUCCCGCUUCCCUGAUGCUAACAUAGUGCCCAUUGACAUCAGCUGUGCUGUAAAAAGUGACUCAGCUAGAUGCAUAUUGGCCUACUUAAAUACCCCUGUGGUUUCAAAGGAUGACAAGAUGUCCUUGCAAGCCUGUUUUCUUAAAAAGCCAAAUACUCCUCCAAAAACGUGCCUAUUUUAAUUUCUCCCAUGAAGACAUAAGGAUGUCAGUCACUUUAAUAAAACAAUCCUGUGCAUGUUUAUUCUGCAAAGUAAGUCCUAACAUGUGGCAUGGCAUGGCAUGUAAGUGUGUACAGGACUGCAGUCCCUCUUUAAAAAAACCGACAGAUCCAAAACCUGAAAAUCAGCCCCAUUCGAUAUCAUUCAAACUUCCAAGUUAAUAUGCUUAGGACUGAAGCUUCAGAAUGUGCAUUUUGACCACCAAUGUUUCCUGAUUGUUGUAGAAAAUAUGAGAAGAAAAUAUGGAAGAUGAGUAACGUGCUUGAAAAUUGUAUUUCCUGAUUUUGAGCAUAGUAGACUUAAUCCUGACCAUAUCAGCCCCGCUUGAUCUUCAAAGCAGGGACUUAAUUAUCUCAAAGGGUACCGUUAUUUUGAAGUUUCCAUCCUUAGCCAAAUUUGAUGGAGGCAGACCUAUUCUCUGCAAGGCUGCCCCAGUGACCUGGGGCCAAUCUAGAGAGCCAAAUGGGGUGUGCAGCUGAGACCCCUCUGCUUCUUACCCACAGCCCCUCAUCCCAGAACUUUUUCUCCCAGCCCUGUGUGCAUCUCCAGCAUCAAAGCUCACCUGGGUGGAGAGCAUGUAGAGAGACAUGCCGCACGGAUUAAUGGUGGAGAGGAGGGUUCAACACCAUCGCUACUUCUUCUUAAGUUGGACAUCUGCUGUGUGUGUGUGUGUGUGUGUGUGUGUGUGUGUGUGGAGAGAGUCAUGCCUUUAAAUAGAACUUCUGCUGUUCCUUGCAGUUGGGGUCUAAACUGAGAUACUGAUCAAAACUCCAGGGCCGGUCCUGCCACUGAGCAGAGUGAGAUGGAAUCCUCAGUUGGAAUGCAGGACCCAGCUUUGCGCAUCAUGCAGCUAAACUAGCCAGUCUUUGUGUAAGGUUAAACAGCCCAUGCUUCAAUAUGCCACCACUGUUGAAUUGGUCCUGAGACCUACAGAAAACCCUUUGCUUCUCUCAAAUUUGCAGUCUGCCACCUUGAGUGAGAAUCGUCAGGUCUUAGCAUCAACUGUCAGUCCCCCGUAGCGAUGGAUACUAUUUUUAAAAGUCAGGAUUUUGAAAUCAACAGAUCUAUAAUUGGACUAAAAUGAGGUUAAUCAGAUUCAUUCAGAAUGACGUUCACCGUCAAGAUAGGGAGCACUGGAGAUGCUAGCAGAAUUAGCAUCUUGAGAUGCAUUCAUUCUAAAACUUACUGAAUUACUUUUAAUUGGCUUAGAAAACUUCAAGGCUGCAGUGCUCGAUAUAUACACUUACAAGAGAGCAAGUCUAACUGAACACAUUGGGGCUUACUUCUGAGUAAGCAUGGAUAAGAUCAGGCUGUACAUUUGCAGGGUGGGGAAUGCAUGAUAUGUGAAGACACACAGCACAAUCUUAACACGUAGACUCAUAGAAUUGUAGAGAUGGGAGGGAUCCUGAGGGUCAUCUAGUCCAACUCCCUGCAAUGCGUACUCUGAAUUAAGUACCCCUGUGCUCAGUGGGUCUUACACAAGGGUAAAUGUGCAUAAGACUGCAGCUUUGGGGUGCGUUAAGUGGACACUGGCUGUCAAAGCAUAGCCCCUUGGCAAGCCUAGGGAUGUGAAACUACCGUAUUUUUUGCACCAUAACACUCACUUUUUUCCUCCUAGAAAGUAAGGGGAAAUGUCUGUGAGUGUUAUGGAGGGAAUGCCUAUGGGUGGCAUGCCUACGGAUUUUCCUCCUCUAAAAACUACGUGCGUGUUAUGGUUGGGUGCGUGUUAUAGAGCGAAAAAUACGGUAUUUUGUUUUCAUUGUCUCCUAAAUAUUUCCCUGUUGUCACCGCACUGAGAAAAGUGUUUCGCUCCUCACAACCCAAGGCAAGUGCCUCAUAAAUACUUUGAUUUGCUUUACAUGGCUCCAUUUCCUUCAAGUCCACAGUAAACACCAAAUUAGCGACUGGGAAAUAAAGGUUAGUUUUAAUUCAAAGUAACAACUUUGAAUAUCACAGUAGAGUUACAUUUAGCUCUGUUUGUCUUCAUGAUGUAGCCAUCAAUGGAAGGUUUCCUUAUAGGGAUGGGGAAGAAAUUGGAUUCAGUUUGCUUUUUAAGCAAAUCUACCUAAUUCACACUUUCUAAACAGUAAGCAAAAUGAAACACAGCCAUCCUUCAAAAUUCAGACUUCUUUGAAUGUUGCAAUGCAAUUCACCAGCCAAGUAAUGUGCACAAAUAUGCAUAUACCAAGGUAAAGGUAAAGGUAAAGGGACCCCUGACCAUUAGGUCCAGUCGUGACCGACUCUGGGGUUGCAGCGCUCAUCUUGCUUUAUUGGCCGAGGGAGCCGGAGUACAGCUUCUGGGUCAUGUGGCCAGCAUGACUAAGCCGCUUCUGGCAAACCAGAGCAGCGUAUGGAAACACCGUUUACCUUCCCGCCAGAGCGGUACCUACUUAUCUACUUGCACUUUGAUGUGCUUUCGAACUGCUAGGUUGGCAGGAGCAGGGACCGAGCAAUGGGAGCUCACCCCCGACCCCCGACCUUCUGAUCGGCAAGUCCUAGGCUCUGUGGUUUAACCCACAGCACCACCCACGUAAAUGGUGCAUAAAACUCCAUAUAGUUUCCUAUCCCUGCUUGAGCACAGAAGGACUUCUAUGCAUACUAUACAUGGAGUCCCAAGCCGAGUUUCUCAUGCAUGUUGUAUGUAGCACUUAACAUUCAGUUGCUCCUUUUUUUUUUUUACUGUGACCAAGCUGGAACUAGAGUAAUUCCAUUCCAUUGCUUGUAACUUAGCCAGCAAGAUUGAUUGCAUGCCUCUAUUGUUCCAUACCUAAUAGUCUCCUGUUCUGUAAUGCAGCUGAAUAAAUCCUUAAUGUUUUUUUUCUCCCCCCUAGCUUCAACCAUGGAGAAGAGCCUCAUAUCGGUAUUGCUUUUGCUUGUCGCCGUCUCAUACAUUUCAGCGAAAGACACUACUGUGAAAAGUGAAAAGAAGGAUGUAAAAGAAACCCGUCCCAAACUGCCCCAGACUCUCUCCAGAGGUAAAGGAAUGCUAGCUGAGUGCAGUGGGAAUACAAGGUGUUUUUUUUUUAACCCUUUAUCAAAAUACUAGAACCCAAGACCAUCCAAUGAAGCAAAAUGAUGGGAGAUUCAGAACAGACCCAAGUGGGUUUGUAGCAAUUAGAGUGUUGUACUAGGACAUGGGAAACCAGGGUUCCAAUUCCAAUUCACUCAUGAAACUCACUGGGUGACCUCUCUUAGCCUAACCUAUCUCACAAGGUUGUUCUGAUGGAUCCUGCCUUUUGAAAACUUACAAAACUGCACAAUCCAACAUAUGUCUACUUGGAAGUGAGUUUCACUGAGUUUGGUGAGGCUUACCCCUUAUACGUUGUUAUAAGAUUGUAGUGUAAGAGGGUCUUUUCUCAGUAAGAAGGGGUGCAUAUUAUUUAAAUAAGGAAGCCUCAGGAGACAUUUCUCCAACAGUCAGUAAUUCGUAGCAGGUAAUUAUCUAAAUUUCACAUUGAACUUGAAAUGAGUGCUAGUUCAGAUUAAUGCCAGCAUUUGAAGAAAUCAUUGCAAUUAAUCAAUGGGUUGGGGGGGGGAAGCGUAUUUACGCAAAUCCAAUGCACCAUCGAAUCUAACGCACACCUCAAUUUUCAAAACCUUGAAACCAAAAAAUGUAUUUGCUAGCAAAUGUAAAUGCGCCACCAAAUCUGAGGUGCACCCUAAUUUUUGCAACGUAAUUUGGCCGAGAAAGGUGCAUAUUACAUUCGAGUAAAUACAGUAACCCCUAAAAAUAUAGUAUUGGCAGGAGGUAGUUCGGCUAACUGGCAUAAGCUUAUAUAGCUGGAUUUGUUUAUAUUAGUGAUUUGUUUUAUUUUAUUUGCUGUAUUAUGUUUCUAUGCCACUUUUCAUUUGAAUGUAUCCCAAAGCAUCUUACAAACAAUAAAUAAUAACGACAUGACAGAACACAAUAAACAUGACAAAACAUCACAAACACAGCAUAAAUCAUAUAGGAUAAUUCACAAAUCAUCAGGGAAACAAUUGCAAUCUAUAAAACACUGUUAACAAAACAACAACUAAAAAACAAGCCGAACAUCACAAUGUAAGCAAAAGUCAUAUUACAUGAUUAACAAAUACAGCAUUUAUAAUCUAUAAAAUAAUAUCAACAUUAACAAAAUAGCAUCAAAGACUCACAAUCUUUCACUCUGUUCAGCUCAUUAAAAUACACAUACACAUCAUGUCAUGAAUGCAACUCCCUUCUGAAGGUUCCUCAGACUGGAAUUGAGGCAGCACAGAUUAAACCAACCAACCCCUGAUGUCAAACAGAAAGUCUCUCUCCCCUCACAAUUCUUCCUCUGGAAACAGCUCCCUUAUCAUGGCUUCUAGGGCUGGAGGGUAGGGCAAGGCAGGUGGGAAAAGCCAUUGUCUGAUGGCCAGCACUAAGCCUCACUUAGAGUUGCCUUUGUUCAGGACUCAGUUCAGUUGCCAUGUGUCCUCUUUUUCCAGGACACAUCCUCUUUUUCAUGGGUAUGUAAAAUGUGUGUUGUCAUAGUGAUCCAUAGUUAAAAGUAGAAGUCGGCAAAUGGGCCCUCUUCCUUGCUCUUCAAAAAUGGCAACCCUACAAGUGGUUAUGGGAUUAAUGCCUCCUCAGUCACAAUAUGCUUUAAAACUAAAUUCCAUUCAUCAUUUCCUUUCAGGCUGGGGGGAUCAGCUUAUCUGGACUCAGACUUAUGAAGAAGCUCUCCAUAAAGCCAGGACUAAGUAAGUCCCCCUAUCUUCACAUGGUUUUCACUAUGGCGUGUGAAGGUCUCCUCCUUCCACUCUAAGAAAUGAGAAAUGUUUCAGAACCUUAAAUCUUAAGUGAUUGAGAUUUUUGUCCAUCACGAGUUUUGCUCUUUUUAUCGCCUGCUACUGUGAGAUUCUAAAAUGGACCUUUUCUUCUUUUCAGCAACAAACCUAUAAUGGUCAUCCACCACUUAGAAGACUGCCCUCACAGUCAAGGUACCAUUCUCUCCAACAGAUACAUAAUCUUUUGGUCUACACCCAAGCAAACACAAUUGCUAUCAAUAACAACAACAACAAUAAACCGGCUCUUUUUACACUGAAAGUGUAAUCUAUAUUUUUAUCCUGUACUUAAUAACUGGGGAGGUUUAGAUGAAUGGAAGGCAGAAAUUUCUAUUUACAUUUUCCCCCCUCUCAGAAAUGAUCACAGUCAGAAACAGAGAUUCACACAUUUGUUCAUAAUGAUAGCCUGUCCACACAUCGUAUGAAUGCCCAAACUCCAUGCAUUCAUUGACAGUUGUGAAUAUGUUUUCUGUUCACUUAAGAGACUGGCUUUCAGGCAGGCCUUAGAUCCAGCACGUCUCUCCUUAGAAAUGAAACAUUCAUUGUAUAAUUCAAACUAGAGUGACAUAGCAUGAGUAAGUCAAUAAGUGCAGUUUCCUGUCUUAAACUGCAAUCCUGUGUCUACUCAGAAGUAAGACCCCUUGAAUUCAGUGAGGCUUACUUCCUGGUAAGUGGAGUUUGGAUUUCAGCCUCAGGCUUCUUGUGAAUUCCUUUGCUAAGCAAAAGAAUCCAGGUUUCAAAAACCCAAAACAUUGAUUGCGAUAACCUUGACCUCCUUUUGUUCCCAGACCUGUUUCUAAACUUUUCCAGACCUGUUUCUUUCAUUUUACAGUGAUUUGUAUUAGGCCUUCAGGCCUUAAGCGUUCAUGAAUUUUUAUUUGAUCUGUACUGACAAUAGAUACAUAAUGUUCUUUCUAUGUUUCAGAUUCUUUCUUUUUUUCUAAUAGUGAGUAUAAUUUCUUCUUCUCCCAUUCUAGCACUGAAGAAGGUAUUUGCUGAACACAAAGAGAUACAGAAAUUGGCUGAGAAGUUUGUUCUCCUCAAUCUUGUUGUAAGUUUUCUUUGACACUUGACCAAGUGCUCUCUUUUGUAAUAGAGCAAUUAUUCUCUAGGCCAAGUUUCAAGUAGAUCUACCAGUAUUUAAUUCUACCUAGAGCUGGUUCACACAGGGCAUCUUUCCAAAAUGGAAGCAAUCUGUAUACGGGUGGUUGCUGUUUUUAGAAAAAUAGGCAAGUGUUUAGAUUGCCAUGAUUAUUAGGAAAGUAAUAUAUAAAUAGGGUUGCCAUAUUUCGAGAAGUAAAAAUCCAGACACAAACAGUUGUUGAGCUUUUUUGGGGGAGGGGGAUCGCCCAAAAAGUUGUUGGCCUAUUUUUGGGCAGACACUUCCUGGUUCUGUUUGCAAAAACCUGGACGCUUUGUCAAUUUUUAAAAAUCCCCCUUGGAUGGAAAUUUCGCCACUGGAAUCCUGGACAUGUCAGGGGAAAACUGGACACAUGGCAACCCUAGUAUAGAGCUUCCCAACAAAACGGAUACCUGUGCAUUCUUCAUGUAUAACAGUUUAAUAUACAUUUUUCUUAUGUGGAUAUUAUCUCCAUAUAGGGAAAAAUACUGUGUUUGAAAUUUAGUGGGUGGAUGUGCUUGCUAAAAUAAUUAUAAUGCUCAUCCAAUCCUCAUUGUGGUCCAAUUCUGUUAUAUUAUACAUUAGGGGAUGGCUGUCACAUCAUCAUCUAUUCCACCUAACCUUUCAUUAUGUUGAAGAAACUGGCAGUGUUUAAUAGAUAUUUUGACUCUUCUCUGUGUGAUCUAAAUGGCUUGCAUCACAGGUAUUUGUAUUUUCUUUUUCUUUUCUUUAAGUAUGAAACCACAGACAAACAUCUUUCACCAGAUGGCCAGUAUGUUCCCAGAAUCCUGUUUGUAGGUGAGUAGCUAAGGGGUCAAAGAGUUCUGUUUUUUUGAGGGGGGGGGACCAUUCCAGGCUGAAUACAGUGAUACCUCUGGUUACACACGCUUCUGGUUACAAGCUCCGCUAACCCGGAAGUAGUGGCUCCUGGUUGCGAACUUUGCCCCAGGAUGCAGUGGGAAGUGUCAUUAGUGAAAGCAUGCCUCAGAAUAAAAAUGGUUUCAGCUUAAGAACAGACCUCCAGAAUGAAUUAUGUUUGUAACCAGAGGUACCACUGUAGCUGAGAUGAGUUAAUAUUUACUGUGGAACGAAAGCUUAAUUUAUCUCCAGGUUGCAUCUCCAAUAUGGGGGAAACAAGGUUUUGCAAGCAUUCCAACUGGAGAAUGUGGCUGUUGCUAGCGAAACCUGAAUCUCCUGUACCACUGGUGUUAUUGAUGUUUUUGCUCAAAGACCUAUAGGAUGGGUCCCAUAAAACCACUCUUAACAUGCAAUACACUUGCCACAUGUCCACCCAGUUUUUAUAAUUUGUAGUACCGUAUUUUUCGCACCAUAGGACGCACCGGACAAUAGGACGCACUUUGUUUUAGAGGGGGGAGAACAAGAAAAAAAAUUCUCCCCCUCUCUGCCCAGCGCCCCUUCAGCGAAGUGGCAGGAGGCGCUGUGCAGAGAGGGGGAGAACUUCCCCUCUUGUUUUCCCACUCUAAAACAAGGUGCCGUUAAGAUGCGUUCAGGCGGCUACCUUGGAAGCCUGGAGAGCGAGAGGGUCGGUGUGCACUGACCCUCUCGCUCUCCAGGCUUCAGGUUCCUUCGACCUGCUCUUUGGGGCUGGCGGGGGGAAGCCCACCACCAGCCCCAAAGAGCAGGUCAGGGAGCAGCGGAAAGGCACAGCGGAGAGGCUCCUGCCAUAGCUGCACGUCACCUCUCCAGCCGGGAGAGGGUCGCGGGGUGCUUCUUUAGCCCCGCGCGCUCUCCCGGCUGGAGAGGUGACGCGCGGCUAUAGAGGCUCCUGUCAUAGCCACGCGUCACCUCUCCAGCCAGGAGAGGGUCGCGGGGUGCUUCUUUAGCCCCACGCGCGCUCUCCCGGCUGGAGAGGUGACGCACGGCUGUAGAGGCUCCUGCCAUAGCCGCGCAUCACCUCUCCGGCCGGGAGAGGGUCGCGGGGCUAUGGCGUCUUCGCUCCAUAGGACGCACACACAUUUUCCCUUCAUUUUUGAAGGGGAAAAAGUGCGUCCUAUAGAGCGAAAAAUACGGUAGCUUUCCCCUCUCCUGUUUUUAAGGAGGGGAUUGAUAAAGGGCCAAAAAAAAGUAGUAGUGUAAAAUGAAACGUUUCACAUUUGCAUCUGCAACAAUAACCUGCCCAAAAUUUAUUUCCAAUAUACUUGCUUCUCUGCAAACAAUGGAGCAUAUGCCCCACUCGUUUUAUUAAAUUGGCUAAAGGGUGGAUUUUUUACACACACUCCAAGGAGUUAACGAAUGACACUGAUCUUAAGAAGAUUCCCCCUCAGGCUGAUGCUGCUCAUUGCUUUAACAUCUACAGCUUACAUUUUACUUAGUUAUUAUUUAGGAUGGGGGUGGAGAAAUCACCGAGUCCCAUUUCUGCCCACCAGCUGUUCAGUGGAAGCAGCUGAAAAGAAAAGCUUUGUUGGUGUACAAAGCCUUGCUAUGGACUUGUGGGGAAUUUAGAUUUCCCUAAAUGCCUGGGUGCCAGAUUCUCUCCAUAAUUCCUGGAUGUAGAAUUAAGCUUUGCCAGACAUGGGAACCCCCAGGAUUUAGUUAUGCUAACAAGCCAAGCCAGCUUGGCAGAGCGAGCUGAAUGGGCCAUUAGUGGAGGAGAAAGACCAGGGAUGGCCCAUCAAGGAAACCGUCAAAGGGCAAGAAUGCCAGGCAAGGGGGAGUGGACCCCCUUCUCGGCUGGGUGCCAGGUUUGGGGUUUCCACUCUGAACAGAGGCGCCAAGUUCUGCCCAACAUUGUGCACAUGUGUUAGGACCACCACAGCUGCCACAAGGCCCAGCAAGGCCUGCUGCCACUGCAAGGCCAGGCUCCUCAAGAUGGAGGAGGGAUUCAGCCCUGUCCCAACAGACUUUGGGUGGGGGGGAAGGGGCUGAAGACAUCUCAGCCCUGUGGAGUUGACACCUAUGUCACUGAAUGAUGUAGGCUGUGGGAGGUCCUUGGAGUUGGUUAGCAGCAUGGAGGAGGAGCAGGAGAGCCGGGGAAGACAGACUGAAAUGAAGAGACACCGAGGAUGGCUUUUUGCUGCCCUUUGAAUCCAAUGCUGCACUCAAGAGGGGAGCCAGACCCUCAUAGGAAGUGAAUGCCCUACAAUCCCUCCAUCUAGGGACAGGUUGUUUAUAUGUGUAAAUAAAGCCAUAUGUCAUAAGGACAUCAUAGUCUCAGCUGUGUCAUCUUGUCCCAAAAGGGAACACAGACUUUGGUAAGCAUGCCAGAUACCCCUGGAAUCUCCACAAUUCUCAGUGUUUCCCCUGCAGAUAUGCAAAAAAGGGACUAUGCAUAAUUCCAUACUGGAGAAUUAUAGACAACAUUCAUGUGGUUAAGCAUCUUUUGCAUGGGGACAGUAGAAGCCAUUUUCAUUGAGGGUUUUUUGACGGCUGCAGAUGGAAAGUUAAUGUGAUCAUUGUUUCUCCAGAUCCGUCACUGACAGUUAGAGCAGAUAUUACUGGAAGAUAUUCCAACCGCCUCUAUGCUUACGAGCCUUCAGACAUUGCAUUACGUAAGUAUUUCCUAGCAGAGCUUUUCGCAUAGAUUUGGAACAAAGGAAGGUCUGAAAUUCUGCUUUGGAGAUCCCUCCAGUUGCACAAUAGCAUUGCAAAAUGUGCAUAAAAUAGUAAUAAAUGCUGGUGAAUUUUCAUGAUGACUUCUUUUUUAAAAAAAAUCACAAACUGAUGUGGAAAUGUAGACAACUGAAUUUAAGACUGGGAAAAUGUGGAAUUGAGAGAAAACUAAAUGGCUAGAUUUCACCAUCCUGAAGUCUGAAUAAAUAUGCAUAGCAACACAUAGAAAAUGACUGAUGCCAUUUAUGUAGAUGGUUUAGAGUCUGCCGUUUUCGAUAUGGAUUCCGUGUGAAUGCCAGCUGAAACCGGUAAUCCAUCCACAUAAAUGGUCCAACAUGGUGCAAUUUGUUUCCAUGCCACUGCCAAAAUAUUCCCAGAGCAAGUUCUGCACCUGAGAUGACCCACAUGAUGGAGUCCUAUGCACAAUAAUGGCUCACCGCAUGGGAACCUCAGCAUGAAAAGCACCAUUAAAUCCAUUUAAAUCCAUGUUAUCCAAUUUAACUGAGUUGUCAAUGAUGUGUGGACCAUUAACAGUAUGCACUGCUUCUGCUAUUGUAAAUGCUGGGAAAUUAAAGUGAGAUUUGGUUUAUUGCAAUUUGCAUAAUUUAGGAAGUUCAAACUGAUGUGCAUUACAUGCAAGAUUACUUUUUGUACAACACCCUCCCCCCGCCUCCCUGAUUUAUGAUCUGUUUGUUUUUCUAGUGUAUGCAAAUAUGCAGAAAGCUCUGAAGUUGUUGAAGACUGAAUUGUAAAGAAAGAAAACAGACACACUCUCAGGUCUUCCACCUCUAACGCAGCGUAUGAAAAAAUAGUUCACACCGAAGAGAAUGCGUAGGCUUCCCUUGGAUGUGCAUAUCAACAACUCACCGUAUGCAUAACUUCCAGGAGGAUAACUGUGUUAUAAAUACUCAUUUGUAACUGUGUGGUAUUAUGUAUUGAUUGCUUUUAUAAAAUAAGACUAAAAGCACUGUAUGCUCUUUUCUAUAAAUCAAGAUUAAAAAGAAAAACACUUUAUGG
Molecule: messenger RNA, 11528 nt
Organism: Podarcis lilfordi (Lilford's wall lizard)
Lineage: Eukaryota; Metazoa; Chordata; Lepidosauria; Squamata; Lacertidae
Source: the annotation of a GenBank genome assembly